Molecule: messenger RNA, 1788 nt
Organism: Microthlaspi erraticum
Lineage: Eukaryota; Viridiplantae; Streptophyta; Magnoliopsida; Brassicales; Brassicaceae
Source: the annotation of a GenBank genome assembly
AUGGAUAUCCGACGGAGGCCUCCCAAACCGCCGGUUAACUCCAACGGACCUUACCCCUCCUUCCACAAGGAUCCCUCUCCUUCCUCCGACGAUGCUCACCGCCGCCGCACCGCGAUCGCUCCACCCAAAGCCUCCGACGCGCUUCCCCUCCCUCUCUACCUCACCAACGCCGUGUUCUUCACUCUCUUCUUCUCCGUCGCGUAUUAUCUCCUCCACCGGUGGCGUGACAAGAUCCGUUACAACACCCCUCUCCACGUCGUCACCAUCACCGAGCUCGGCGCCAUUAUCGCCCUCAUCGCCUCCUUCAUCUAUCUCCUAGGGUUUUUUGGCAUUGACUUUGUCCAGUCAUUCAUCUCCCGCGCUUCCGGCGACUCUUGGGAUCUCGCCGAUACAACCGAUGCCGACAGGAAUUUCCUCAUCAACGACGAUCACCGCCUCGUCACCUGCUCUCCUCCUCCACCGAUCGUCUCCGUCGCCAAAUUACCCAAUUCAGAGCCGAUUGUGAACGAAUCGCUUCCCGAGGAAGACGAGGAGAUUGUGAAAUCAGUCAUCGGCGGCGUGAUCCCGUCGUAUUCGCUCGAAUCUCGUCUCGGCGAUUGCAAGCGAGCUGCGUCGAUCCGGCGCGAAGCUCUGCAGAGGAUAACCGGAAGAUCGAUCGAAGGAUUACCGUUGGAUGGAUUUGAUUACGAAUCGAUUUUGGGGCAAUGCUGUGAGAUGCCUGUAGGAUACGUCCAGAUUCCGGUGGGGAUCGCUGGACCAUUGCUGCUCGACGGCUGCGAAUACUCCGUUCCGAUGGCAACAACGGAAGGAUGUCUCGUUGCUAGCACCAACAGAGGCUGCAAGGCCAUGUACGUCUCCGGCGGAGCCACCAGUACGGUUCUCAAGGACGGUAUGACCCGAGCACCCGUCGUCCGGUUCGCGUCGGCUAGACGAGCUGCUGAGCUCAAGUUUUUCUUGGAGAAUCCAGAGAACUUCGACACCUUGGCCGUCGUUUUCAACAGGUCAAGUAGAUUCGCUAGGCUGCAAAAUGUUAAGUGCACAAUCGCCGGAAAGAAUGCUUAUGUAAGGUUCAGUUGUAGCACCGGUGAUGCCAUGGGGAUGAAUAUGGUUUCCAAAGGUGUCCAGAAUGUUCUUGAAUUCCUCACCGAUGAUUUCCCCGACAUGGACGUCAUUGGAAUCUCCGGUAACUUCUGCUCGGACAAGAAACCGGCGGCAGUGAACUGGAUCGAGGGACGUGGAAAAUCAGUGGUUUGCGAGGCGGUGAUCAGAGGAGAGAUAGUUAACAAAGUGUUGAAAACGAGCGUGGCUGCUUUGGUGGAGCUGAACAUGCUCAAGAACCUAACUGGCUCUGCGAUUGCAGGGUCUCUAGGUGGAUUCAACGCGCACGCAAGCAACAUAGUCUCAGCUGUAUUUAUAGCCACUGGCCAAGAUCCAGCUCAGAACGUUGAGAGCUCUCAAUGCAUCACGAUGAUGGAAGCCAUCAACGACGGCAAAGAUAUCCAUAUCUCUGUCACUAUGCCUUCUAUUGAGGUGGGGACAGUGGGAGGAGGAACACAGCUGGCGUCACAAUCGGCGUGUUUAAACCUGCUGGGAGUGAAAGGGGCGAGCACGGAGGCGCCGGGGAUGAAUGCGAGGAGGCUAGCGACGAUAGUGGCCGGAGCAGUGUUGGCCGGAGAGUUAUCGCUAAUGUCAGCAAUAGCAGCUGGACAACUGGUGAGGAGUCACAUGAAGUACAAUAGAUCUAGCCGAGACAUAUCUGGAGCAACCACAGCAACAACAACAACAUGA